UGCGUCGCCCCGCCCAUCGUGCCCCACAGCCCUCGGCCACAGCGGCCAAACGAACGAGGCGGUGCUCCCAAACCGGACGAUGGCGCAGAGCCGCGCGCGCAAGCGCAGGGUGGAGCUCAAGUGCUCGAGGCCCCCACGUUUUUCAAGAAAUGUCCAGAUGGAUGAAGAUACACAUUACAAUAAAGUUGAAGAUGUGGUUGGAAGUCAUGUGGAAGAUGCAGUAACAUUUUGGGCCCAGAGUAUCAGUAGAAAUAAGGAUAUUAUGAAGAUCAGUGGUUCACUGUCUGAAGCUUGUCCCCAUGCCAAUUCAGUUUUUGGGAAUCUUGAUCCAAGGAAGAUUUAUGGUGGAUUAUUUUCUGAAGAUAAAUGUUGGUACAGGUGCAAAGUACUGAAAAUCAUCAGUGAUGAAAAGUGUUUGGUGAGAUACAUUGACUAUGGAAAUGCUGAAAUUCUAAAUCGGUCUGAUAUAGUUGAGAUUCCUUUGGAUCUGCAAUUUUCUAGUGUUGCCAAAAAGUAUAGACUUUGGGGAUUACAGAUUCCUUCUGGCCAAGAACUUACCCAGUUUGAUCAGGGCAGAACCUUUUUGGGGAGCUUAAUUUUUGAAAAGGAAAUAAAAAUGAGAAUUAAAGCAACCUAUCAAGAUGGAACAGUUAUUGCUCAGGCUGAGUAUGGCAGUGUGGAUAUAGGGGAAGAGGUGGCUAAGAAAGGAUUUGCAGAAAAAUGCAAACUCACUUCCAUCACUAACACCUGUGAGGAAAAAAAAUCAAAUACUGGUCAGCUUGUUCUCAGGAACCUCAAAAACCCCAUUCCUUUGUGGGGGCAUAGAUCAAACCAGUCAAACUUCAGUGGGCCAAAGGAGCACUUAAAUGGGAGGCUGGCUCUUAACCUGAAGAAUGAAAAUGAUGCAGGAAAUCAUGUGACAUUUCCAAAGGAAAGUUUGGCUGUUGGUGACUUUAACUUAGGGUCUAAUGUCAGCCUGGCAAAAAUUAAGCAGGACCAGAAACUGAUUGAAGAAAAUGAAAAGCUUAAAACGGAGAAGGAGGUUCUCCUUGAAAAUUAUAAAGCAUUAGAAUCCAAAGUAGAACAGACUGCUCAGGAGCUGCAGCAAGAGAAAGCAACUACCAUGGACUUGACUAAACAUUUAGAAAGUACUCUGAAGACUUGUGUAGGUACCAGAAUGAAAAAUCUGGCCGCUAAGGUUGAAAUACUAAAAGAAACUAGAUGUGUCAGCAUCAAUCUUCAUUUUGGAAAUGACCUUUCAGAUGCUAUACAAGUGUUGGAUGAAGAGUGCUUUACAACCCCAGCUUCUUUGAAUGAAUUAGAGAGAAUUUGGACAGAAUACAAUCUGGCUCAGGAAAAGAUUCAAACUUGUCAGAAUGUGAAUGAAGGGACUAUUUUGAUUGCUAAAAGAAAUGAGCUGCAACAAGAGCUGAAAUUAGCAGUUGAAGUUUUUAUUCUGGAAGUAGAUGAGUUACCUCUUAAUAAACGCUUGAAAACGUUGCAGGAUUUGUCAGCCUCUUUAAAAGCAGUAUAUGGACAGGCCAAAGAAGGGACAAACUCUGAGGAAAUACUUAAGAAAUUUUAUGACUGGAAGUGUGGUAAAAGAGAGGAGUUCACCAGUGUUAGAAGUGAAACAGACGUUUCUCUACAACAUCUUGUAGCAUGGUUCCAGAACACCUUAAAGGCUUUUGACUUGUCUGUGGAAGAAUCACUGACUUCUGAAGACACAAUUGGUAAUAUUGAUGAAAUCCUUGAGAAGACUGAGUCAAAUGUCUGCAAAGAGCUGGAGAUAUCUCUGGUUGAGCAAGGUGAUGCAGACAAGGAGAUCGUUUUAAAUACAUACAACCAAGUGCUACAAAAAAUCCAUUCAGAGGAAAAGCUUAUUGCCAUGGUACAAUCCAAGUAUAAGGACAGUAUCGAGUUUAAGAAGAUUAUUGAAUGUUUAGAUAAGAGUCCCAAUGUGGAUCACUUGCUGUCCAUUAAAAAGACGCUGAAAAGUUUAAAAGCUCAACUGAGAUGGAAAUUGGUUGAAAAGAAUAAUUUGGAAGAAUCUGAUGAAUAUGAUGGAUCUCAAAUUGAAAAAAUAAAACAAGAUAUAACUCAGUUGCGCAGUAGUGUCUUCCAGGAAGUUUAUCACGAGAGGGAGGAGUAUGAGAAGCUGAAUAGUUUGGUACACAAGUGGUUCCCUGAGUUGCCUCUGCUUUAUCCUGAAAUAGGAUUACCUAACUACAUGAACUCUGGUGGUCUUCUUACUAUGAGCUUGGAACGAGAUCUUCUUGAUGCUGAGCCCAUGAAGGAACUCAGCAGUAAGCGUCCUUUGGUGUGUUCUGAGGUGAACGGGCAGCUAAUUCUUCUAAAGGGCUAUUCUGUCGAUGUUGACACAGAAGCCAGGGUGAUUCAGAGAGCAGCUAUUUAUCAUAGAGCUUGGAGAGAAGCCAAAGAAGAGUCUGGGUUACUACCACUAAUAUUCCUAUUUUUGUGUAAGUCUGAUCCUAUGGCUUAUCUGAUGGUCCCAUACUAUCCUAGGGCAAACCUGAGUGCUAUUCAAACCAGUGUUCCAUUAACUUCAGAAGAAGCAUUAAAGGUCAUGAAAGGUGUUGCCCAGGGUCUGCAUACACUGCACAAGGCUGACAUAAUUCAUGGAUCACUCCAUCAGAACAAUGUAUUUGCUUUAAAUCGUGAACAAGGAAUUGUUGGAGAUUUUGACUUCACCAAAUCUGUGAGUCAGCGAGCCUCAGUGAACAUGAUGGUUGGUGACUUGAGUUUGAUACCACCUGAACUGAAAAUGGGGAAACCUGCAUCUCCAAGUUCUGACUUAUAUGCUUAUGGCUGCCUUUUAUUGUGGGAUGAUAAUGUCAAAUCCCUUCUCUGUAGCUUGAUCUAUUGUAGAAGUUCAAUUACUGCUGAACAAGUUUUGAAUUCUGAAUGUUUCUUGCAACCAAAGGGGAAAUCAACACCAAACUCAGAAAAAGAUACGGAAUAUACUCAAUACAAAGAGGAAAAAGAAUUAAAGAUGGAGAACUUGGAUAAAUAUAAGAAAAAUGCAAAAAAUGGUGAAGCCAACUUUGAAUGAUUAGUAUUCUUUUGUUGUUACAGAUGUUCCUUUAAAAAACCUUGUUUAAAGUUUGGUUAAAUAAACAGAAAAAUAUGGAAAUGUAA
Messenger RNA from Manis javanica (Malayan pangolin), 3159 nucleotides. The record is from RefSeq and is a predicted model, not a curated record. Lineage: Eukaryota; Metazoa; Chordata; Mammalia; Pholidota; Manidae.